Aspergillus sclerotioniger CBS 115572 is the source of this 2409-nucleotide messenger RNA. Its product is annotated as putative beta-glucosidase D. Bases 1 to 2409 code for a protein of 802 amino acids. The record is from RefSeq and is a predicted model, not a curated record. Gene Ontology annotation, biological process: glucan catabolic process. Gene Ontology annotation, molecular function: beta-glucosidase activity. Lineage: Eukaryota; Fungi; Ascomycota; Eurotiomycetes; Eurotiales; Aspergillaceae. The transcript is spliced from 4 exons.
AUGAAAGUUCUCUCGUUUAUCGUGGCUGCGGCCCUCGUGGGUCUCACCGGUGCUUCUUCAAACUCCUCCAGCCUGGGGCUGUUGAAAUCGGACGGCGUGGCACUGGGAAACUGGGAAUCCGCCUACCAAAAGGCCUCUUCUUUCGUCGCGGGCCUGACCACUGAUCAGAAGCUGGCUUUGAUCACGGGCAGCAGCAUCGACUCCACCAAUGGCAGCUUUACUGCACUCACCUUCCUUGAUGGAGACAUGGGUCUUCAGGACUACUUCUAUGUCUCUGCGUUUAGCUUGUCUUCAGCUAUUGCUAUGACCUGGGACCGCGAUGCCAUUUAUGACCAGGCUAAAGCGGUCGGCUCUGAAUUUUACAACAAGGGUGUCCAGGUUGUCGCUGGUCCUACGUCCCAACCCCUAGGACGCACGCCAUGGGGAGGUCGUAACGUUGAGGGUUUCGGUCCUGAUCCUUAUCUUAACGGAUUGGCUACGGGUCUGACCACAAAGGGAUAUGUUGAUGCUGGCGUCAUUCCAGGUGCCAAGCACUUUCUUCUGUACGAACAAGAAACUAAUCGAACCGGCGGUAUGGGUGGCGGCAUGGGUGGUGGUGGUGGGGGUCCAGGUGGGUUUCCAGGAGGCGGUGGUAUGCCUUCAGGGGGAAGGGGGCCUGGAUCUUCGAACUCUUCGUCGAUAGGUUCCCGGCCUACCGGAUCAAUGAGCCGUCGUGCUGCCGGCUCCAGUUCGAGCUCGGACUCUGCACCAUACUCUUCCAAUGCCGAUGACAAGACCCUACACGAAACCUACCUCUGGCCUUUCUACGAUGCAGUCCAUAAUGGCCUGGGCGCCGUGAUGUGUGCGAUGACCAAGGUCAACGGCACUCUAAGCUGCCAAAACUCUGACUUGUUGAUGAAGCAUCUGAAGACGGAGCUCGGCUUCCCAGGCUUAGUCUGGCCCGACAUGAAUGGCCAGAGUGGUGCUUUGGAGUCCGCUGUCGGCGGGGAGGACUACGGUUCCAGUAGUAUCUGGAGCACUUCCACCAUAGAAACCCUGCUGUCCAAUGGCUCCCUGAGCGAGGCCCGCUUGGACGAUAUGGCCAUUCGCAAUAUGAUGGGCUAUUACUAUGUCAAUUUGGACAAUGGUCUCCAGCCGGACCAUCAAGAUGAAGAUGCGUACGUGGACGUGAGAGGCAACCACUCGAAACUGAUUCGCAAGAACGGAGCCAAGUCGAUGGCCCUGUUGAAGAACAAUAAUGCUCUCCCCCUGAAGAAGCCCCGCGUGAUGAGUGUUUUUGGAGCCCACGCUGGCCCUGUGAUGGGAGGGCCUAACAUGGCUAUGAACGUCCAGGGGUCGGGACCGACGUACCAGGGCCACUUGGCCUCCGGCACCGGGUCUGGCCAGGCCUCCUAUCCCUACCUGGUGGCACCAUAUGUUUCACUGACCAACAAGGCCAGUGAAGGUGGUACCAUGAUGCGGUGGAUCCUCAAUGAUACCUAUAGCUCUUCUAGUGGCUCCAGUUUGAUUAUGGAGGGAACUGAUAGCACCGCCGUGGCAGCCUCCUAUACCAACUAUGCCACCAACGCGGAUGCCUGUCUCGUCUUCCUGAAUGCUCUUUCCGGCGAGGGUGCCGAUCGCACCGAAUUGUAUAAUGACGACCAGGAUACCAUGGUUAACACCGUCGCUGAUAACUGCAACAAUACUAUCGUUGUGAUUAACGCCGUCGGCCCGCGUUUGAUGGACCAAUGGAUUGAACACGACAAUGUCACCGCUGUCCUCUACGGAUCCCUCUUGGGUCAGGAGUCUGGUAACUCCAUCAUCGAUGUUCUCUACGGAGAUGUGAACCCGUCUGGCCGCCUCACCUACACCAUCGCUAAGAAUGAGAGUGACUAUAACGUCAAUCUCUGCUAUACUACACAGUGCAACUUCACCGAAGGUGUCUACCUCGACUACCGUUACUUCGACGCCUACAACGUUACCCCGAGAUACCCCUUCGGACACGGUCUCUCCUACACCACCUUCUCCUACUCCGACCUCACCAUCGAGAAGCCUUCCAACCUCUCCAAAUACCCCACUGGGGAGCAGACUAUCGGCGGCCACAGCGAUCUCUGGGACAACGUGGCCAGCGUCUCCGUGGAAAUCGCUAACACCGGUUCUCUGGACGGCGCUGAAGUUCCCCAGCUUUACCUCGGAUUCCCCAGUUCUGCAAAGCAGCCCGUCCGCCAGCUCCGUGGUUUUGAACGCGUUGAAAUCGCCGCCGGGGACAAGACCAAGGUUACCUUCAAGCUGCGCCGCCGUGAUAUCUCCUACUGGGACGUGACAGCCCAGCAAUGGCUUGUCGCUGCAGGCAACUACAAGGUCUACGUAGGCGCAAGCUCUCGUGACCUGAAGCUGAACGGGACAUUUACCGUCCAAACCUCUUCUUAG